Brienomyrus brachyistius is the source of this 2480-nucleotide messenger RNA. RefSeq names its product low affinity immunoglobulin epsilon Fc receptor-like. The record is from RefSeq and is a predicted model, not a curated record. NCBI's taxonomy places the organism in Eukaryota, Metazoa, Chordata, Actinopteri, Osteoglossiformes, Mormyridae. The coding region runs from base 634 to 1788 and encodes 384 amino acids. The transcript is spliced from 8 exons.
GUGGAUUUCCCGAUGCGCGGUGGCAGUCACCCUCCAAUCAUUAUUGAUGGCUUUCCGCUGGACAUUGUCAGCAACUUCAUGCUCCUUGGUCUCCAGAACUCAGAUCCAUCCUUACCAUCAGUGACUUCAAUUUCUUAGACGACAGUAGAAAUGGUCUAUGAGCGAUGGGAAUUAACCUUACCACGUUCUGCCAUAGUGCCAGUGAAAGUGUCCUAGCCAUUAUAAUUUCCAGCAUCCGCACCUUCCCUAACAGGCGUAUUCGUUUUAUAUAAACGCAUUUUAUACCUGUCACUGCACUUCAUCAGCCAUGGAGUACGUAUCAUCCAUUUGCACUUGUUUUGUUUUACAGUGUUUUGUUUUGAUUUAACAUUAUCUGCUGCGUUUUGUUACAGGCUUUUGUUACUGAGUGAGGGUACGUGAUUAAUGCAAUUGCAGAACAUGGCCGAUAAAGUUAUGGAGUUUUGAAUUUGUUUCUGUGGGUGUUUAACUGAAGUUUUAACCACAAGCAAUGGAAAUGUGGUUACUUUACUUCUGCUUUCAUAGUUGGUGAACCGAAGCUUAUUUUUUCAUUUUUUUCCAUUAGUUACUUUUACUUGAUUCUUCAUCAGCAAGUCAGAUUAACAGUAAGUCUAAAUGUCAGCUAAUGUAGUUUAUUCGGUUGUAAACUUCAGGAGGAAGCGUCAGGAUGAUGCCACGGACGUGGUGUAUUCCCAGGUCAAAUUCCCCGACCCUCUUCCCCUCCACAGUGCGUCCCUUGAUGGGCAAGCAGUAGAGCAAGGUGAAGACGUCAUCUAUUCUCAAGUAAAACUCCAACCUCCCCUCCCUCCCAGGCUGCAAGCAGAAACAGAAUGGACACAGAAGACCAGCUACUCUCAGUACAGAGUGUUUGCUCUGGGUCUAGGGCUGCUAUUUUUACUGCUAUUCAUUAGCAUCAUAUUCCUGAGUGUUCACGUACACAGAGGAAAUCAAAUCUGGUCAGUAACGGAAGAUAAUCUAAAGCAGCUCCGGACAAAUUACAGCAUCCUGGCUAAAGAGAAAGACCAGAUACAGAAUAACUAUGACAGCCUGGCUAAAGAAAAGGACCGACUACAGGAAGAUUACAGCUUCUUGGUUAAAAAGAAGGAACAGCUACAGGACAACUACAAUAUGCUGGCUAAUGUCAAGAACCAACUACAGGAAGAGAAUAAAAUGCUGGCCAAUGACAAGAACCAACUACAGGAAGAGAAUAUAAUGCUGGCUAAUGACAAGAACCAACUACAGGAAGAGAAUAAAAUGCUGGCUAAUGACAAGAACCAACUGCAAGAAAAGAAUAAAAUGCUGGCUAAUGCCAAGGACCAAUUAAAGAAAGAGUACAAUAUUCUCACCCGUAAACCAGGAGAAGCCUGCCGUCUAUGUCCAGAGGGAUGGAUGAUAUUCAAUCAUAAAUGUUAUUUUCAAAAUCGAAAUAAGAAAAAAUGGGAAGAAAGUAAAACAUACUGUGGUGAACAUGGAGGUAAUUUGGCGGUGAUUGAGAGUCGAGAGGAACAGGAGUUUAUUAAGACUAUCAUAAAAGAUGGGAAUUCCUGGAUUGGUCUCAGUGAUAGAGAACAAGAAGGAGUCUGGCUUUGGGUGAAUGGUGCUCAACUGAAGAAGAGUUUCUGGGCAGUUGGAAAACCUAACAACAGGCCUGAGCUUCAGACCUUCAAAAGACCUGCUGACUGCGUCUACUUCCACGCAAAGGAUGGUGUGUGGUUUGAUGAUAACUGUGACAGGCAGUUAAACUCUCUUUGUGAAACUGAGGCAUUUUGACUUUAUAAUUGCAUAAAUCAGUUAUGGCGAGGAUUUUUGAAAGGUACAUUGUUCAAAUUAUGCAUUUAUCACUGAAAAAACUACCAUAAUAAAAAAAGUCAAAAGAAUGAAUUGAACCAUAAAGUUCAAAUUCACAUUUUUUGUCAAAGUGUUUGUUACAUAUUUGACACUGAAUUAGUUUAAACAAACCAUAAACAUAUUCUGAAUAUAUCAUGCUUUUAUUUGAAAAGUAGUCCUUCACUUAUAAUUCCAGAGUUGUUGGUUAUGUUUUCAAAUUGGUUUAAAUAUAUAUUAAUCCGUCAUUUUUUAACAAGAAUGAUCAAAGAGCCUUUUCUGAUAGAAUGGUGGAAACACGGACGUUUUCAAACCAUGUAAAAAAUGUAAAAGAAAGAAAUUUGUAUUUUAAAAGUCUUUAUGUUUGUGUACUCUUUAAUUGACUUUGAGCUUAUUGAUUGCCUGUGGGGUCAGUGAUCACAUACUGACCUAAAACAAGCCAGGUAAGUUACAGUGGUUGUUUAUUAAAAAACUUUUUUGAAACAAUGGCAAAGAGACCUAACUAAACGAUGUGGCCUCCAUAACGUGGAAAAUCGAUUAUUCAUGCCUGCAUGCCAUUGGCGGUGCUGUGGAUGAUUUUUUUCCAUCUGUAUAUCGAUCGACGUGUGAAGUGGGAAUAAAAUAAUCCAUCGGCGUGA